ACAGCUGCAAAAACACAUUGGUCUUCCUGGGAACAGAGCAGAGACGUUCAAACAGCCUUAUGGGAACCUGAUCUUACUCAUCUACAACAGACUUCUGUGUUUGAGUGUACUGAAGAAGAUUUGGAGUUAUCAAGUUGAUCUGAGGAGGAUCUCCUCUCUACUUGUGGCAGAGUUUGUUUCUGGGUGGUCAUUUUUUUAAUACAUCAGAGGAACCACAGGAACAACCUCACAGAAACAGAAGUCAAAGAAGAUGGGGAUCUGCCCCAUUAGAUGUCAAUCCAAUGUGACAAUAUUAGAGAACUCACCAGAACCUUCAGCUCAAGCCCACCAUGAGACCAUGAUUGUAUCCCUCUGUAACUACCCUUCUUUUGAAAACACAGAAUUGACCAUGUGCAUUGGAGAAAGACUCACCGUCAUAUCAGAUGAUGGGGAUUUUAUGAUGGUGAGGUCCUCCACAACAGGCUGUGAGAGCUACAUUUCCACCUGCUACACCGCCAAGGUGACAAAUGGGUGGCUGUUCACAGGGAUCAGCAGGUACAAAGCAGUGGAGCUGCUAAUGCAGCCUGAAAACCUGAGUGGAGCCUUUUUGAUCAGAGAGUCGGAGACAAACGCAGAUGGUUACUCGUUGUCUGUCCUGAGGAGAAACAACUCUUCAUACAUGGACUGUGUAAAGCACUACCGCAUUUACAACCUCCAGAAUGGCUGGUUCUAUAUAUCUCCAGGACUAACCUUCCUCUCCCUGCAACACCUGGUGGACCAUUACUCAGAGUGUGUAGAUGGACUUUGCUGCCGGCUCACAGGACCGUGCUUCAUCAAGGGUUUUAACAACGCCAGAGAGGCCAGGCCGGUACCAACAGCUAUACGGAGGCCAACUUUGAACUGGAAGGACAUAAGCAGGUCGAUGAUCAUGAGGAGGAAACGAACAGAGUCAGACUCAAACUCUCUGGUGAGCGAGGGGCUAAGAGAAGCCAUCACUUCCUACCUCCAAAUGACAGAGGGCAGCAAUCACAGCUGGGACACAUGAGGAAAGACUGGAUGAGUCGUUGAGAAGGAACUCAGAGAAAUGAAGUGUGGUUAUACAUUGUUCUGUCCCAUCUGCAGCGUGAAGAAACCACUGGAGGAGGUUGUCUGCACGCCCAAAUUGACUCCAAAGACACUGCUGUGGUAUUAGGAGGGCUGAGACACUACAAUGUCCGACACACAAUAUGUCUGCAGAGAGGAGGAUUUCUGUCUCCAAAGAAGAAACUGAAAGUCAUAGAUACAUGGGUCCUCCUUUACUUUAAACAAUUGAAUGUUUCUCCAAAGUUGUCACCUAUCAUGCUGUCUAAAGAUCCUUAGACAUUUGCAGUAAAAUGCUGCAGAUGUUUUAUCAGUCUGUGGUGGCAAGUGUGUUAUUCUAUGCUGCAGUCUGCCGGGGAAGUAGUAUAAAACACAAGGAUGCGAGGCGA
Notolabrus celidotus (New Zealand spotty) is the source of this 1448-nucleotide messenger RNA. RefSeq names its product src-like-adapter 2. The coding region runs from base 251 to 1024 and encodes 257 amino acids. Gene Ontology annotation, molecular function: protein binding. NCBI's taxonomy places the organism in Eukaryota, Metazoa, Chordata, Actinopteri, Labriformes, Labridae. The record is from RefSeq and is a predicted model, not a curated record. The transcript is spliced from 8 exons.